Molecule: messenger RNA, 680 nt
Organism: Blastocystis hominis
Lineage: Eukaryota; Bigyra; Opalinata; Blastocystidae
Exons: 2
Coding region: 1-354 (117 amino acids)
Molecular function (GO): protein binding
Source: RefSeq, a predicted model, not a curated record
AUGGACAAUGCAAUUGCCGGUUUUUGUAGUGUUACUGGUACAGAUGCAGAAACAGCACGGAAGUACCUAGAAAUAUCGGAAGGAAAUAUUGACCAAGCUAUUUCUCUGUAUUUUGACAAUGCCAAUAUAUUUUCUGAUCAUGCAGCAUCUGCUCAAGACAAUGAUUCCCCUUCUAGUAUAGAAUUUGAUGAAGAUGAGAAUUCAAUGGAAAUGGAGGAGAUGGGUCGAUCGAACAGAAUAUAUGAGAAUCAGGAAAUAUAUAUUCCCAAGGGAUCUGACAUUCAAAAGUACUCAGUCAGUAUAUUUGAUAAUGCGGAGAGUGAUAGUAGUGGUUAUUGCGCGCACUUCAUGUAGAUCUGGCAGCGACCUAUCGUUUACCUGAGGAAUUGCGCGGUCCUUAUCUUUUGGAAUCCGCAAGAGAGCAGGCCAUCUACCGUGAACCGAAAAAGUGGAUUUUCCUCUGUUUAUUCGUUUGACAUAUAUCUGUCAUUCAUCCCCAGGAAAAGGGAGAUUUCGAGUCUGGUACGAUCAAUCGCGACUUGUUCCGCAACCCACUCAUUUACGAGAUCAUGAAGGAGAACUUCAUCAUCGUCCAACAUUUCGUCGAUCCCCACACACACACCUUCAGUGAAGGCGAGCGUCUCCACCAGCUCUACAAAUUCGGUGCUCUCCCCUACCUC